AUGCGUUUUCAGUCCAGCACCAGUUACGGACAUGUCAUCGACAUCCGCUCAGAAUCGGGCACGGCCACCGGCCGGCCACUGCAGGACGAGCUACUAGACUCUCUCCGAGGGGGCGAUGCCGUCCAGUCGGUUAGUGAUGGGUGCCAGCCGCCCAUCGAGUGGAGUCGAUCCAUUCCCACCAGCGUCCUCUAUGAAGGUCGAGGCAUUGACCUGUACGAAAACAUCACCAGAGACCCCGCGUACUAUCUGUACCGGGACGAGUUCUCCAUCUUCCAGAGAUAUUCGCAGGACAUUGCCACGGCUCUCCUGAGACCGGUAAACGCAAGAGAGGCGAAGAGCCUCAUCAAGCCCGAGUCAUCCGAGGACACCCAUCUCAUCCUCGUCGAUCUCGUGCUGACGAAGUACAGGCGCCGGGUGGACAUCCAGCAUGAGCAAUUGCAGAGGAGGAUCGACCAACUGGUCCGACAAAGGCCCGAAUUCAGCCGCGGCCAUGUCGAUACGUCUAGCCCUAUGAAGUUGAAGAGCAGUAUCUCCGCGCAGGGGAUAUGCGGAUCUUACUACGACGCGAUGGGAUACCUUGCGAGCGGAGGGCUGGUGGACGAAACGCCCGAGCUCAAGCACCAUGGCGGCCCCUUCCGCAAGUGUCUAAUGUGGCUUGGCUCCUCCUUCACCAACAUGAAACCCACGGAGGCUGCUCGAUUCCUUCGCCAGUUUACUCGCAACGGCGUCCUCCAACCAGGGGACUUGAUGCUGGUUGGGAUCGACCGUUGUAGGCAGGUGGACAAGGUCAUGGCGGCUUAUAGCGUAUCCUCACCUUCCUGGCAACGGUAUGUGCAGAACGGGAUGCGCAAUGCGGCUGAAAUCCUGCAAGAGGAGUCCCUGGUGGGGGAUUGGGAGUAUGUGGCGCGGUGGGAUGCUGCAGAAGGCCGGCAUGUGAGAUUCGCAAAGAGCACUCGACCGCGGGCCCUGCAGUCGCGAGAGACGGCCAUCCCCGAAGGAGAGCACGUCUUCCUGGCGCAGUCUUACAAGUAUACUCGAGCAGACGCAACAAGCGUGUUCGAAGCGGCAGGCCUUCAAUUGCUGGACGAGUGGGUCAACGCUGACGACGAUUGUUCCUUGUUUCUGUUGGAAAAUCAUCGUGAUUGA
This is a messenger RNA of Aspergillus clavatus NRRL 1, 1146 nucleotides long. RefSeq names its product L-histidine N(alpha)-methyltransferase. Gene Ontology annotation, molecular function: methyltransferase activity. The coding region runs from base 1 to 1146 and encodes 381 amino acids. The record is from RefSeq and is a predicted model, not a curated record. NCBI's taxonomy places the organism in Eukaryota, Fungi, Ascomycota, Eurotiomycetes, Eurotiales, Aspergillaceae. The transcript has 6 exons.